Messenger RNA from Cyclopterus lumpus (lumpfish), 4598 nucleotides. It is a transcript of the gene tmem260, whose product is annotated as transmembrane protein 260. The transcript is spliced from 16 exons. NCBI's taxonomy places the organism in Eukaryota, Metazoa, Chordata, Actinopteri, Perciformes, Cyclopteridae. The coding region runs from base 1358 to 3229 and encodes 623 amino acids. The record is from RefSeq and is a predicted model, not a curated record.
UGUCAGGCACCACGGCUGCUUUGGUCGCCGCUCUUUACGUGCCGUGUGUGCAGAGAACAGUCCCCGGUGGAGACUCAGGAGAGCUGAUCACCGCUGCAUGUGAGCUGGGGGGAGGCUGUGUCGGUGUCACUAUGCCAGUAAUCCUGCCGUUAGUGCUGCAGUCCGUGUGGCCUGCCUGUCUGCCUUUCAGGCCUCCCCAGGGCCUUGCAGUUCGUCCCUGGGCCCCAGGCUGCUGCCUCCCCCUUCUGAUCCCGAGAGCUCCAGAGUUCUGCUUCCCCAUGCUCCCUGUGGCCUUUGUCCCCCGACUGUGCUUUAGCUGCAUGUCUGUCCAUUCCUCUUGGCCACACAGUCCCUCCUCCACAUGCUCUUAACUGAUGUUACCUACCCGUCUGACACUAACACUUAGUUCACCAAAGCUGUCGGCUUUUUCUCUCUUUUAUUCUCAACAUGAGUUGUACCCUUUUGCUCCUUGACUUCUUCUGACCUACAUGCUCUAUUCCCUGCCCAUCUCUCUGAUUUGGGUGGAGUUGUUUCGAUGCUUGAAUGCAACUAGGGAGCCUCUGCUGUGUCGCAGGUGACCAGUGAGGUAGUAGCACUCUCACCUUUCAUCUUUGUGCUUAUUUGAAGAGCUGCCCUUUCUCCCUGCCUGCAUGGCUCAUGUUAUCAGUGCCAGGGAAUGAGUCUGUGUUUAAGGACUGAGCCCUUAUCUGGGUGGAGGAGACUUAGCGGCUAAUUGCUGUGAUUGCCGAGAUCCCCCAGGCGAGAAUGACUGCGGCUUGGAGGUGGUUUGGGGGCUGGGGCUGGCGAACACCACGUGCUGUACCACAGGCUCUAGGGAGCUGCACUGUCCUUGGGAAGAGGCCAGAGAAAAUGAAGUGAGAAGAUGUAGAAAGAGAGGGAGCGAGCGGGUCGGGUGUAGCAGUCAGUUUGUCGUCAGGCCUGAAGGGGUGUGUCUUCCUUUUUUAUAACUGCAGCUCGACAGCACACCAUUCCUAACACCUACCAAGGGCAAAAGAGCAACUAGAUGUCCCACUCAGACAAAGGGGACGAGUAAAGUUAACACAUCCUUACCGUCACUUCACUCAUGUUUCAUGGUCACCUCCUAUGUUCUCAUUCUGGCUUUUGUAUCCUUGCUUUUUCUCCAGUUCUUUUCAUUCUUCAUAUAUCUUUUCAGAAUAUCUGCACUUUUCUCGUCUUAGCUUGCCAUUCACAAAGUACAUCUUGAGUGACUUUGCUGUUCUCUUGAAGCUGUGACUGUAUCUCUCAUUGCAUCUUGGGAUUUCAAUCUCAUACGUUUUGUUUAUAGGUGGCCCAUCCUCCAGGAUAUCCUGUCUUCACCCUACUUGCUCGCCUGGCUAUGUGUCUACUGCCCUCACUCUCUCCAGCCCACAGUGUCAGCCUGAUGAGCAGCCUGCUGGGGGCUGCAGCUUGUGGUACCCUCUGCAUUACAGUCUGCAGGUUGGCAGGCCCUGGCCCCGGAGCAGUACUGGCUGGAGGGCUCUUCGCGGUGUCCAGGCUGAGCUGGCAGUGGUCCAUGGUGGCAGAGGUCUUCACCCUCAACAACCUUUUUGUUGGUCUGCUCUUCUUCUUGACCGCCAGUUUCCACUGUGCUGAAAACGCCACCCAGAGGCAGAAAAUUGCACACUGGGGAGCGCUAUGCUGUGGCUUGGGGCUCUGUAACCAGCACACCCUGGUGCUGUAUGUACUGGUCAUCAUUCCCUGGGUCCUUCACCGACUUUACUCUUUCGGGGAGCUGACUUGGCGUGGCGUUGUGUCUCUGGGAGCGUGUUUCUUCGCUGGCUUUCUGCCGUACAUCUACCUGCUCAUCUCCUCCUACCUCAAUACAGCCCGCUGGAGCUGGGGGGAUCAGACCACGCUGUCAGGCCUGCUAACUCACCUGCUGAGGGCUGAAUAUGGCACCUUCAGUCUGGCAAAGACGGAGAGUGCUGUAAACCUGACCUCAAUGCUGAAGGCCCAGUUGAACCACUGCGUGGAAGACCUUUCAUUUCCUGCUCUGGUGCUGGCAGGAAUAGGCCUCCUCUUCUCCUCAUGGGACAGGACGUGUCGCUCGGUGUCCUGGCUGUUUGCUGCCAUGCUGGUGGUCUACUCACUGUUCUUUGCUUGGAGAGCCAACCUGGACAUCAGCAGACCCUUACUGCUUGGAGUGGUUGAGCGUUUCUGGCUGCAGAGUGAUGCUGCAGUGUGUGUGCUGGCAGGCCUCGGCUUGAGCCGGACACACACUGAGCUGGAGAGGAGGCUGGGCUGGGGGGGGUUGUGGAAGACCGCAGGCUGGGUCCUCACCGUGGCUUUGCUGGCACAUAUGGUGCACACCAAUCACAGGGAGUGCGAUCAGAGCAGAAACAGUGUGGUCGAGAGGUUCGGCAGGGAGCUUCUGGCCUCUGUCCCAACAGACUCAAUCAUCCUGACGAGGGGAGAUCUGCCUGGAAACUCUCUGCGCUACUUAUACUACUGCCAGGGUAUACGGCCCGAUGUACGCCUGGUCGACCAGGAGAUGAUGACAUAUGCUUGGUAUGUGGCCAAGCUGGCGCAGCACCACCCUGGGGUGCACUUUCCUGGCCGCUGGUUGGACCCAGUCCACCUUGAGGAGAGAGACACCUUCAGUCUGGAGCAGUUUCUGUCCCACAACACACAGAGAGAUGUGUUUGCCUGCAUUGGGCUACCUGAAGGAGACCGAAGCUGGGAACAUAGUUUCUCUCGUUGGCCUCUGGGUGUUUGUGACUACUUGGUGCCAAUUCAAAGGCAGUUUCACCCUGAAAGUUGGGCCCAUCGAACUCGCAACAUCUACAACUGGAGUGAGCCACACAACAGUUUCCAUCCUGCAUCCUGGGAGUGUGUCGCUAAUGAGGAGAUGUGGCAAGCCAGGAUGAAGACGGCUUUCUUUCUGUUUGACCUGGCAGAAAGGAUGCAGGGAGAGGGGAAAGCUCGCCUGUUUGAGCUGUCUUACACUCUGUACAAGGAGAUUGUGGAGGCCCAAUCAGACUACCCUCCAAACUGGGACAAGAAUUUGGCACUGGCCUGCGAGAGGCUGCUACGAUCAGGUCACCGGGGCUACAGUCCAGACAGCCUGCUGACCUGCAGCACCCAGCACUUUAGUCUCUACUUGGAGAAGGAACCCACAGAUCCCCAGACAUCUGCCAUACGCUCUGCCAUUACUGACCUGCUCAAAGAGAGGGACGAGCUCCGCCAGAGCUGGAGGCAAACCCCAUAACAAGACCCAGAGAGACCUACAUGGAGCCCAGUUGAUGUGCAAGGCACUGGGGAUGAAAACUGAGCCAACGUACCGUUUCUCAUGGUUUGAAGGUGCUGCUCCAGAAGGCUACAAUGAUGUUUACUUCAAGUUUUGUCGAAAUGGACUUGGGCAAAUUGGACUUCGGAGGAAUGGUGAUGCAGACAAACUGGGACUUAGUUAUCAAACAGAACUCUGCACAAAGGACAGAGAACUCCCACUCAUUUGAUGAACAUUUACAGUUGACCAGGGACAGAGGGUGACUUUACGAAGCCUUGACUGAACCCAAUCAAACUGUGCAUGCUCCCCUUAAAAUCACCCAUUCGAUUGCUUUAUCGUUAUAUCUCGUUCUUUUUUUUUUCUCUCCUCUUCUACACUCACAGCUUUUAACGUGCUGAUUAUUUUUGCCUCAGCCACUGCUCCACUUCUCUUUUUCUCACAUUAGGAUGGCAAGGCCGAGAUUGAGGGAAAACCAAUUUGGGGGCAGAAAUGGGGGAUUAGAGCGACUGUUUAAUCUAGGACAGACUUGUGCUGUUCCACACAGUCCUCACUGCGCAUAACCAGCACUACCCACCCACCCCUCUAUCCUCACAUCAGUCUAGUCUAUCUUAAAUGGUCCUUUAAAUGUUUAACAACUAAUGGAUUCGAUGGGUGUUUUCCCUCUCUUGCUUCCUAACUGUAAUCCCUCAUGGAUUUAUAUGAAAUGUCACAAUGCCAGGCACCCUUUUAGAGGUGCAUAUCUGUGUGAAUGUGUGUUGAUUUGUGUUUGCAUGCUGAUGCGUGUGUGAACACGCUGAAAUCUCCACCCAAGCCUUUUCCGGAACUGCAUAUAAACAUAGUCAAUAAACUGAUCAGCACACUGAAAAGCAAAUUACUUUGAUCAUCAUACAAGCACAAAAUCAUGAAAACUCCUGGGACACACGAGGGCGCACAAGAACAUCAGCCCAUCGGUCCCCCAACUCACGGGACUUUUAGCUGGCAACGUGAAGGUUGUUGGAGAGACAUCGUAGCAUACAAACACAGCAAGUGGGCCAAAGUCACUUUCUUUGGAGGGUUUUCAGUUACACACUUUUCUUUUUUUUAAAUGCUGGUGCUGAACCUCGGCCAUGAAAUUUGUUGCACGGGGGUGAACCCAGUCCAUCGCUAUAAGAUUCCUAAAACACUGCUGGAGGAGCCUGCUGACACCACUAGAAAGAGUAGGACAGUAUAACGUACUUGUGUAGUUUUCUCAGAAUGUAAUCUUCCCUCUCUGUUCGCAGGGCUGGUUGGCGACUGUCAGCUGGCCGGAUGAUGAGAUUUGACCUGCUGUAGCACAGAUGGUUUGGUUUCUCAUAGGAAGAAGGAAAUAUGU